Peniophora sp. CBMAI 1063 is the source of this 1566-nucleotide messenger RNA. The record is from the annotation of a GenBank genome assembly. NCBI's taxonomy places the organism in Eukaryota, Fungi, Basidiomycota, Agaricomycetes, Russulales, Peniophoraceae.
AUGGCACCGCUAUUCCGUCAAACAGCGCCUGUACAGAGGCUACCCUAUGAGAUCUUAUUGAACAUUUUCUUUCUUGUGCAUCUCACGUACGAUCGCCGCUUUGAGGCGCUUUACAUCCUAAUGCGCGUCUGUCGCAUGUGGAAGGAUACAGUAUAUGCCAGCGCGGGGCUCUGGGCAGCAUCUAUACCUUGCUUCCCUAACAAUCACAUCGAGUCAGCCCAAAGGUUUCUGAGGCGUGCAAAGGAACUCCCCAUCGGAAUCCGCAUCUACAAAGCCACAACCAUGGGCUUGGAGGAUAUCACAAAUGCCGUCUCUCUCGCUCUUCGCCUUUCUUCUCGACUUCGCGAAUUUUCCCUCGUCUGGUUUCAGAGCGACGGCGCGGAGAUUACGCAUCUGAUCAAGGGCAUGUUUCACCCUAUCACCUCCUUCCCCGCGCUGGAGGUCGUAUCGGUGACCGCAGGUCCAAAGCUCAUGUUGACGGGCGGGGUGAUUGACGCACCUAUGCUACGAACCGCAAGGUUCGAGCGCAGCCUAUGUUACCCGUGGCCGAGAAGGACAGGCCAGCUUCGCUCAUUUACGCUGGUCAGCGUGCAGCUCGUAUAUAAAGAUCUCUUCACGCGCACACUCGGCCGAGCUCUCCAUUUGCAGGAGCUCGCUCUUGUCGACGUAGAUGUCACCGAGGCAUUGAAUGAGCUCGAAUCCUCCGAGAUCCGACUAUCUCUCGAUAGUCUCAAGGAGCUACACCUGACAUUGCCAUGGCACAACCUCAUCAGAGUCUUUUCGUCGGUGCAAUUUCCCUCCAUGUGCACUGCCUUCCUCAAGUCGUCCGUUACAAUUUGGAGCCAACAGCCCGUGCUCCUCGAUGACGAUUCUCAUCGGAUGAUACCCCUGAGCACUGCCCUCGGGAAGGUACUUUACAAAGAGCCCGCCGAUGACGCACCUAAGCGUACCCUCGACAUCGUCGUACGACCGUGCACUAUCUCCCUCUAUGACUCAGAUCAUAUCAUAGACGGUCAUCGUAGUGUUCAAGUCAACCUGGACUCCCUGGACUUUCUUGAUCUUGACAAAGAGAGAUUUGUCCAAAUAUGCAGGGCUCUCUUGCUUUCCACUCAGACUGGCGUGCAGACUCGCCGUCUUCGUAUCGAAGACCACAUCCUCGGUCAGCGGCUUUGGACGGACAUCAUUGGGGAAUUUUCUGCGCUGGAAGAACUACAUCUUGAUUGUGAUUCAACAAUCAUCGAGGAGAUACUCCAGACGCUCCAAAGGAAGGCUGACAGUGUCACAACGUUUAUGCUUCCCUCUAAGGUUGUGUUCUUGCCAAAGAGAAUGCGCAAAUGCCACGUCGUCGGCCUGUCUCGAUUAGCUGCAAUGCAAAAAAACGGUCUCACCACUCUCACCGUCAUGGAUAAGGUCUUAUCAGUCGACAAGACGGAUCAACUAAUGAGGGCGGGGUUGGAGAUUGAGACAGUCAGCCAAGGUAUGUGUCAUAUACCUGACGCGGUAGUAUUGAACAAAGGUCUGACAGUUCUCAGAGGGAACUAUUGUUACUCAAACUCGGAAAGGUGA